Blastocystis hominis is the source of this 378-nucleotide messenger RNA. RefSeq lists its product as hypothetical. Gene Ontology annotation, molecular function: ubiquitin conjugating enzyme activity. Lineage: Eukaryota; Bigyra; Opalinata; Blastocystidae. The transcript is spliced from 3 exons. The record is from RefSeq and is a predicted model, not a curated record. Gene Ontology annotation, biological process: protein polyubiquitination; ubiquitin-dependent protein catabolic process. Bases 1 to 378 code for a protein of 125 amino acids.
AUGAGUAUUUACGAAUGGACAAUUGUUAUGGAAGGACCGGUGGACACCCCAUAUGAAGAAGGUCUCUUCAAAGCAGAACUCAUAUUCCCGAUUGAUUUUCCAAACAGACCACCUACAAUGCGCUUCAUUAGUCCAAUGUGGCAUCCAAAUAGUAGCACGAAUGGAUUGUGUCCUAAUGUAGUUUUUGCAAACGGUUGUGUUUGCAUAUCGAUUUUGCAUCCUCCAGGAACAGAUGAUCUAGACGUCCAAGAACCGGAGGACGAAAAAUGGCGCCCUAUUAUUAGUGUGGAGGCAAUUCUCCUCUCUGUGCAAAAUAUGCUAACAGAUCCCAACGAAAACUCUCCCGCAAAUUUAGAUGCGGCUGUUUUUCUUGAUUGA